Molecule: messenger RNA, 4067 nt
Organism: Dioscorea cayenensis subsp. rotundata (Guinea yam)
Lineage: Eukaryota; Viridiplantae; Streptophyta; Magnoliopsida; Dioscoreales; Dioscoreaceae
Product: pentatricopeptide repeat-containing protein At5g27270
Exons: 8
Coding region: 4-3201 (1065 amino acids)
Molecular function (GO): protein binding
Source: RefSeq, a predicted model, not a curated record
UCAAUGGAAGCCCUAAAAACCCCAUUUUUGCCUCCCUUCCCGCCACCCCCAAACCCUAGUUCAAAAUCAUCCAAACCCCCCCAAAGUUUCGUAUUCUUUGCCUCAACGGAUCCCUGGACCCUCUCUGAUGGUAACUCCCGUAAACCCCGUCCAAAACCCUACAAGAAGAACCCCAAGAAGCCCCUUUCCGACGACGAUGCUCGCCGUAUCAUCAAUGCCAAAGCGCAGUACCUCAGCCGCCUCCGCCGUAACCAGGGCAGCCUCGCCCAAACCCCCCGCUGGAUCCGCCGUACCCCCGAGCAGAUGGCACAGCUCUUGAAUGAUGAUCUUGGCGGGCAUCUCUACGGAGGGCAUGUUGUUGCGGCGAUCAAGACUGUUCGGGGCCUCGCUGUGCGCCGUGAAGGGUCGUAUGAUAUGCGGGAAGUAAUGUCGUCGUUUGUGGCGAAGCUGAGCUUUAGGGAGAUGUGCACGGUCUUGAAGGAGCAGCGUGGGUGGCGGCAGGCCCGGGAUUUCUUCGCCUGGAUGAAGCUCCAGCUAUGUUAUCAACCUAGUGUUGUUGUCUACACUAUUCUUCUUAGAAUUUAUGGGCAAGUUGGGAAGAUUCAGCUUGCUGAGCAGAUUUUUUUGGAGAUGCUCGAAGCUGGUUGUGAACCAGAUGAAGUUGCUUGUGGUACCAUGCUGUGUGCAUAUGCUAAAUGGGGACGGCAUAAGGACAUGCUGUUGUUUUACUCUGCUGUGCGGAGGCGAGAUAUUGCACCCCCUGUUGCGGUGUAUAAUUUUAUGCUUUCUUCUUUGCAAAAGCAAAAACUGCAUGAGAAGGUGAUCAAAGUAUGGGAGCAAAUGUUGGAAGUAGGGGUAAAACCAAAUGGUUUCACUUUUACAGUUGCAAUCGGUUCAUAUGUCAAAGAGGAGCUUAUUAAUGAUGCUUUAGAUGCAUUUGCUAAAAUGAGAAAAUCUGGGUUUAUUCCCGAGGAGGUUACUUACAACCUUUUGAUCAAUUUGACUGCCAAACAUGGGAAAGGGGAUGAGGCAUUAAGACUUUAUGAAGAGAUGAAACUCCAAGGCAUUGUUCCAAGUAAUUAUACCUUUGCUUCAAUUCUAGCACUGCACUGCAAGAAUAAUGAUUACUCCAAAGCUUUCUCACUCUUUAAGGAUAUGGAUAGGAAUAGCAUUGUACCAGAUGAAGUUAUAUAUGGCAUGCUUGUGAAAAUAUAUGGUAAACUUGGUUUGUAUGAGGAUGCACAGAAGACAUUCAGGGAUAUUGAGAAAUUAGGUCUUCUCAGUGAUGAGAAAACAUAUUUGGCAAUGGCUCAGGUGCAUUUGAAUGCCGGUAAUUACGAUAAAGCUUUGGAUAUUUUUGAUAGUAUGAAGUCCAGAGGUUUGGAGUUCUCAGAAUUUGCGUAUCGUACUUUGCUUAGGUGUUUUAUUGCUCAAGGAGAUCUAGGUUCCUCUGAAAUUACAUUUCAAGCUCUCAACAGGUUUGGCCCUCCUGAUGCAAUCUGCUGUAACAGUUUGCUUACUUUGUAUAACAAGUCUGGUUCUGUUGAGAAGGCCAAGUCUUUGAUUUCUCAAAUAAGAAAAGAUAAAGUACAGUUUGAUGAGGGGCUGUAUAAAACUGUUAUAGAAACAUUUGCCCGACAAGGGAUGGUAAACGAAAUGGAGGAAAUGAUUGAAGAGAUGGAAAAUGUUGGUUGGACUUUGGAUAAGACCACCAUGACAUCUUUAGUGGUCAUGUAUGGGGAGGCAGGGGCCCUUAAGAAAGCUGAGAAUUUGUUGAAUAAUUUAGAGAAACCUGAUGCUAAUUCAUUUGGUGUAAUGCUUUGCUUGUAUUUGGAGAGUGGUAACACAUGUAAAUCCAAAGAAAUACUGAAUUCUUUGUUUGAAUCAACCACUGGUCUGUCUGUAGCCAGUCGAUUAAUCAGCAAAUUUGUUAGGGAAGGAGAUCUUGUUAAAGCGGAAUUUAUAUAUGAUUAUUCACAGAAACAGGGUUUGAGACUUGAGGAUGCAGCACUUGCUUCUAUCAUUACUUGUUAUGGAAGGAACGGGCAACUACAAAAGGCUGAAGCAGCAUUUGCUUCUGCAUUAGUUUCUUCAAGAAUUGGAACUAACAUUUUUAGCUCAAUGAUUGAUGCCUGUUGUAAAUGUGGCAAAGUUGAUGAAGCCAAUAACAUCUUCAGAGCAAUGAUUGAGCAAGGGCAUUCUGAUGAUGUGGUUGCCAUCAGCAUUCUUGUUAAUGCUCUUACAAAGCAUGGUAAUUAUCAGGAGGCAGAAAGCAUUAUUUGGGAUAGCUUCAAUCAAGGGACAGAACUUGAUACAGUUGCAUAUAACACAUUCAUCAAGUCCAUGCUGGAUGCAGGUAAAUUGCAGUUAUCUAUUGAAAUAUACAAUCGCAUGAUGUCAGCAGGCAUUCAACCCUCUAUUCAAACGUACAACACCAUGAUUAGUGUGCAUGGCCAAGGAGGAAAGUUAGACAAGGCCGUCGAAAUGUUUACUGAGGCACAAAAUUCUGGUAUUCCUGUAUAUGAGAAAACAUUUACAAACAUGAUUGGUUACUAUGGCAAGGCUGGUAAAACCCAAGAGGCAUCUCUAUUGUUUAAGGAAAUGGUGGGGAAUGGAAUAAGGCCUGGAAAGAUCACCUACGACACCAUGAUCAAUGCUUAUGCUGCUUCUGGACUUCACCACGAAGCUGAGAAUAUUUUUCAAGACAUGCAGAAGAAUAGCCAUUAUCCUGAUACCCUUACAUAUCUUGCACUAGUUAGAGCCUACACAGAAGCCCAGGAGCAUUCCAAAGCUGAGGAAGUUGUUCAUAGGAUGCAGAAUGAAAGAAUCCUCCCUACCUGCGCUCAUUUUAACCAAAUCAUAAGGGCAUUUGCAAGGGAAGGAUCUAUUGCUGAUGCCAAGAGAGUCUACACUCAAAUGAGGCAUGAAGGGUUGGAGCCUGAUUUAGCUUGUUGCCGAAUGAUGAUGAGGAUAUAUUUGGACUAUGGGCUUGUGAAAGAAGGUUUAUCUUUCUUUGAAUCAGUUGAGGGUUUUGUAAAACCUGAUGGGUUUGUCUUGAGUGCUGCUGUUCAUCUGUAUGAGUUUAUGGGCAAACAAUCUGAAGCUGGAUAUAUUCUGGAUAAAAUAGGUUCACACAGGUUUGUGUUCCUCCAAAAUUUGAGAGUUGGAUCUAAGUCGAUCAAUAGCUUCGAAAGAAUAUGACUGAUAACGAAAGGGAAACCAAGUAUUUGACUCACAGGAUCUUUUGCUGUUUUAGUUAAAAGGAUGGAUGGCUGCAUAACAUUGCAGUAAUAAAAAACUCUGCCAGCUGAUCAAUUGGAUUGCUCAUUGACCAUCGUUAAUUGGUUGAUCCAGAUUUCUGACAGUCAUGAAUUUCAAUGCCUGGAAGACCUGACAAAUUGGCUGCUCAAUUGAGCUGGAGGAGUACAAAUUUUUUGGGUUAUGCACUACGGAAUCAAGUUCAAGUUUAGUUCUCCAUCUUAUAUAAUAACUCGAGUCCUGUCAUCAUGCUGCCGAUCUAGAUUUCACUGGUAAUUGGUCUUGACAAAUGGGAACUCUGGUGCCUGCUUAUCUGAGUACAAUUCCAAUGCUAUAUAAGCAAAGGAUGAUACAUCAUAUCAAAGCAGAUUUGAGAGGUGAUCACUGUAAUAAGAGAUUGGUAUUUCCGUGCAGGUUUUUAAUGUUUUACAAAGGAUAAAUGAUCAAUUAUUCCACAACAUCAUGUCACAUAAACAUAUGCUGCUAUGCUUCUUACCCAACUACAGUUUGAGUAUUGUAUCCUGACCACCAUAGGCGUUGCGCAUAUAGGAGAUGAAGAGCUAAUCGACGUAUUCAGUGCUUGCUUUUAUUUUGAGUAUAUGACUCUACAAAUGAAAUAUUUCACAACUUUUGACUAAGCAGGAGAUUGUGUGCAUAACACAGAUAACAGAUGACAUUUAGAGGGGUGCAUUUACUAACUAAUAUUGUACCAAAUGAUGCACUAACCCGUUACUGGCCUUUCUGCCAUUAAAUGGUUUAUGUGGAGUUUUAAACCGGGUGUGGUCUAAACCGAUAACAGUUAAUUAUAA